AUGUCGCCGUUGUCUACCGUAAUCCUCGCCCUGUUCAUGUUGUUGGUGGUGCAGUCGGGCAAGGCGGACGACAUGGACAGCUACUACUUCCGCCGCAACGCCAAGUGGAUCAGUCUGGCGCCGUCGGGCGGGUCGUUGGUGUCGGGACGCGGCAACUUCCGGCCCGGCUUCUACGGCCGCGGCGGUUCGGCCGCUUAUAUGGGGGACCCAGUACUGUUUAAGGUGGGUUGCUCGAAGAUCAAAAGCUAGUUCAAACAUUUUUUAAGGAUUACGACGCAAAAAUUUGAAAAAUAUUUGAAAUUCUCAUAGUUUUUGAAAAUCCAGAAAAUGGUCAGAUUUUACCCAUUUUGUAAAUCAGAAGACGUUCUUCGAAGUACAUAAGUAGUCCUUCAAUUUAUCUCGAAAAAUCGCGUCUUAGCAAACAGUUUCAUCCCCGUCCAUUCGGGAAUGUCAUUAAAACUUUUAUGGCAUUUGUUUUAGGCCCUCGGGGCGAAGAUGGCCUCGGUGCAUUCGAAAUAAUAUAAGGUUACUCAGCAUCAUGUAGUUGUGGCUGAUGUUAGGAACAAUAACUCGACUUCCUAAAAGCAGUUUGAGGCGUAAAGGAGGUUAUAGAAGGACACAACCCCCGAGGCCAUAUCUAAUCCCAACCUCUCCAUAUGGGGCUCGAAUGGCGCCAUAAAAGGAAAUGGUUAGACUUUGUACUGUUUAAGCGCCAAUUAGUUAAAACUCGAACAUUUUGGAACUUGAAGGUUAGUCGAAUAAGCCAAAAAUCCGACAAGGCGACAUUUUAUACGAAAAAAUCUGAAAAUCGAGCAAAUUAAAAAAAUGUUCAGAAAAUUCGUCGUCGAUUACAGAAUAGAGUGGAAUGGGUGACAAGAAGCUUAAUUUUUUUUGUCAUGUUUUUGCUUUGAUAAGUUUUCAAAAAAAUGGAGAAUUUACUUAAUGGUUACAGGCAUCAUUUUCGGAUUACGGAUUUUUUGAAGCUAAGAGGUAGUACACAGUCUGUUUUGAGCUCGCUCAUCAAGCAGGCAUGUAUUUAUUUGUUGCCUCUCAUAUUUGUAGCAAAAUUUGUGAAAUUUAUUGUUCUUCUUAUCUUUUAUAUUCUCCUUGAAAAUCAGCAAUAAAAAACAGCAUGAAUUGAAGUUCCAGACUACAGACACAUUUAUUGCUACUUGUACUUGUUUAGAAUGACAUCGCUAUCCAAUCAGCAUUUGUCUCUGGGCCAAUUGUUUUCCUCAAAAUUAAUCAGACCCUGUCAAAUUUAAUAGUUAGCCCAAUUCAUCAAUUCGACUUACAUCGCCUGCGGAGGCGGCCGAAGGCAAAAGAAGGAUAUUUUUACGGAAAUCGGAGACUUCUUAAGCAGUUGCGAAAACAACCGACCGCUGUUUGUAUACCUUACUGCUUUUGCAGAAGAUUGUAUAAAGCGGUGUAAAAUAGUUGAGAAGUAGUGCUAUAGUAAAUAAAAGUGGUCGAAAAGUUGUCUACUACAUCAGUCGUAUACCUUUUACAAAAAAAAAGAUCACAAAAAUUUGUAUUGGCCUUGAUGUCUAGUAUAAUAUAAUAAAUUCUUCAGCGAUCUCAACCAGCGGAUUUGGAGUAA
This is a messenger RNA of Bursaphelenchus xylophilus (pine wood nematode), 1600 nucleotides long. The record is from the annotation of a GenBank genome assembly. NCBI's taxonomy places the organism in Eukaryota, Metazoa, Nematoda, Chromadorea, Rhabditida, Aphelenchoididae.